Penicillium griseofulvum is the source of this 1539-nucleotide messenger RNA. Its product is annotated as cytochrome P450. Gene Ontology annotation, molecular function: heme binding; monooxygenase activity; iron ion binding. Bases 1 to 1539 code for a protein of 512 amino acids. Lineage: Eukaryota; Fungi; Ascomycota; Eurotiomycetes; Eurotiales; Aspergillaceae. The record is from RefSeq and is a predicted model, not a curated record. The transcript has 4 exons.
AUGUCUUUCGACCUCUUCCAAACUCCCUUUUACGGCCUUGUAGCUGGGGCUAUUGUCAUUAUUUGGUCUUUAGCUAAGAGUGUACAAACCUUUCAAAGAUGGAAGUACGCUCGUCAGAACGGCUGCCAACCCUUUGCGCACUCGGUGUGCCACGGCUUGUUCGGCCUUGGCAUGGUCAUGGAAUUAGCCAAAGCCGGCCCCGAGCAUAGAUUUCUUGAACUUAUUCGUGGCUGGCAUCAAAGUUACGGCCCUACAUUCAAGGCUAAAGUCGCCAAUCGAACUCUCAUUUUCACCGCCGACCCAAAGAACCUUCAAACAAUUCUCGCGCUAAAAUUCAAAGACUACUCAGUGGGCUCGGCUCGUGUAAAUGCACUACGUCCAGCCUUGGGCAAUGGCAUCUUCGGCGUAGACGGCGCGGCGUGGGAACAUUCACGAGCUCUUCUCAGGCCUAAUUUCUUACGUGCUCAGAUUAACGAUACUGAAUUAUAUGAGACCCACGUUGUCGAUCUCAUUGAGCAAAUUCCACGCGACGGAUCAACGAUCGAUUUGCAGCCGCUGUUCUUCAAGGAGACUCUUGACACAGCUACCGAGUUUCUACUCGGGGAGUCUUCUCACACUCUGCGCAAAGAAGGGUCUUCUGCGGGUGCAGCAUUUGCGGAAGCCUUCGAUAUAGUCCAAGAAGUGGCUUCCAUGCACUUUAGGAUUGGGAAAUUUGCCAUGUUCUACCGCAGGAAAGAAUUCUUGAAAGCAGUAAGAGAUACCCGCGGGUAUAUUGACAGCUUUGUACAAAAUGCGAUCGAUUAUCGUGUCGCGGUCAACAGUGGACGGAAAGUUGAUGAAAAUGUCAAGCGGUUAACUGACAGUCGAUAUAUAUUUUCCAACGAGCUGUCGAAGCAGACACUUGACAAAACCAACAUGACAGACCAGAUAUUUAGUAUUAUAUUUGCUGGUCGCGAUACCACUGCCAGCCUACUAGGUGUUGUGUUCUUCAUUCUGGCUAGACGGCCUGAUGUGUGGGACCGACUUCGGAAAGAAGUCAUCGCUUUAGAUGGAGCAAAGCCAUCAUUUGAAGUUCUCAAAUCGAUGACUUAUCUGACCUGGGUUCUGAACGAGACUCUACGUCUGUACCCAAUCGCCCUUUUCAAUAUACGCGAAGCCAUACAAGACACAUAUCUUCCCGUCGGUGGUGGGCCGGAUGGAAAGUCUCCUGUCUUUGUGCCCAAGGGCCACGAGGUUAUCUUCAGCGUAUACACAAUGCACCGCGAAAAUGAAAUCUAUGCGCCUGAUGCGGACGAAUUCCGGCCAGAGAGAUGGGAAAAUCUUAGGCCCGGUUGGGCGUACCUCCCUUUCAAUGGAGGUCCUCGGAUCUGUAUAGGCCAGCAGUUCGCACUAACGGAGGCCGGAUACACUAUUGUUCGGAUCAUGCAAGAGUUUGGGGCAAUCGAAAAUCGAGAUCCAAAUCCCUGGACCGAAAAUCUUGGGUUGACGUUGUCGAGCGGUAAGGGAACGAAGGUUGCUUUGACGCCUGUCCAGAAUUGA